Messenger RNA from Tachysurus fulvidraco (yellow catfish), 1584 nucleotides. RefSeq names its product T-cell ecto-ADP-ribosyltransferase 1. NCBI's taxonomy places the organism in Eukaryota, Metazoa, Chordata, Actinopteri, Siluriformes, Bagridae. The record is from RefSeq and is a predicted model, not a curated record. The coding region runs from base 147 to 1028 and encodes 293 amino acids. Gene Ontology annotation, molecular function: NAD+ poly-ADP-ribosyltransferase activity; NAD+-protein-arginine ADP-ribosyltransferase activity. The transcript has 4 exons.
UCUAUCAAGUUCCUUCCUGCAGGGUGGACACACACACACACACACACACACACACACACACACACACACACACACACACACACACACACACACACACACUGCAGUGGGCAGCACAGUCUUGACUUCUUUAACUGCACAGCUGAAGCAUGGCGAGUGAACGGACGGUGCGACUGGAAUGUGAGGGAGUGAGUGUGUUCCUGCUGCUGGUCCUUUCUGCACUUCAGCACAUUGUGAAAGCGGAGGUGAAGAUGUUGGACAUGGCUCCUGAUGCAGUAGAUGAUGACUUUUUCGAGUGUCGAGACAAAAUGCUGAAGGUUGUUACAGACCGUCUGCUGCAGAAGGAACUCGACUCUGAGAAAGAGUUUAAGGACUUGUGGAGUAAAUACAAUGGAACGUGCAAGAAGAACAUUACUGGUGGAACAUCUCUUCACACGGAUGCUCUCCAAGCUUAUAGAAAUUCUAAGGAUAAGUUUAGAACAAAUUUCAACAAGUUGGUCUAUAGCAUUGGCACCAACAGCACAACCUACAGAGAUUUUCGCUUCAAGUCUCUUCACUUUCUCCUAUCAGACUCCCUGAGACUGCUGAACCCUACAAACACCUGUAGUACCGUGUACUACGGCACCGACAAAAAGUACACAGCAGUUCUGGGGACAGAGGUCCGAUUUGGGAUGUUCCUAAAUCCUAGAAACUCAAAGAGUGAAGCAAUUGAAGAUGUGAUUUCAGAUGAAGGCUCCUUGUUUAUCAUCAAUUCCUGUUCUGUGGUGGAUGUUGAACAGAAGCUGUGUUACUGUGAGGAUCUUCAGUAUCUUCUUUCUCCAGCUGAGGUCUUCACAGUGCAGAAAAUUGAAAAUGGUCCUGAGUAUAAAGAAAUCACUUUAGAUCACUCAGACUUUCUCAACAAUCAUCACUGCUCCUUCUUCCAAAGCAAUGCGGCGGAUCUCCAACCCUCCAACGGAUCUCCAGUCUGUCGGACUCUCACUCUUCUGGCACUGAUGGCCUGCGUGAUGGCUCUUAUUGAGACGGCGUAACUCACCUCUUCAUUUACAUCAGUAAUAUUAGUAGAACAUUUCUCCCUUUAACUCUCUCCGUGAUCAGAAGUACAGGAUGCAGUGCCAGUUAAUGACAAAUAAGAUGUAUAUGAAUAAAGCCUGGUCUUGUAUUAUUAACUGCCGUCCUCAGUCGUAGAGCAGGAACACAUGAAUGGAACGAUUCUACUAUAUAUUAUUAUUUGUAAAUGCUGGUGUGUGAUUAGGAAAACACUGCUAAUCUUUUGAGUUUAAUGACUCAUUUCUUUGACGUAAGAAGACAGGAAGUAUAGAAGAGAAGAAGGAAAGAGUUUGUACUUAAGGAACCUUAAAACUUUACCACAUUACAUUUUGUUUAAGAACUUUUUGGUGUAUUGAGACGUGACUCAGAAAUUAAACUGAUCAUCAUCAUAUCUUCCUUCAGUGUUUGUUUAAUACACUCAUGGGAACUUCCUGUGCUGGUGACAUAUUUCCUCCUGUCACUGAGAUACAGUAGGAUCUUCUGGAUGAUGUGGACUUUCCUGAUCUUAUUUAAUAAAAAGCUCUUGUUUUUCUCGUC